Aspergillus saccharolyticus JOP 1030-1 is the source of this 1750-nucleotide messenger RNA. RefSeq names its product proteasome regulatory particle lid subunit RPN7. Gene Ontology annotation, cellular component: proteasome regulatory particle. The record is from RefSeq and is a predicted model, not a curated record. The coding region runs from base 115 to 1581 and encodes 488 amino acids. NCBI's taxonomy places the organism in Eukaryota, Fungi, Ascomycota, Eurotiomycetes, Eurotiales, Aspergillaceae. The transcript is spliced from 3 exons. Gene Ontology annotation, molecular function: protein binding. Gene Ontology annotation, biological process: proteasome-mediated ubiquitin-dependent protein catabolic process.
UGUCAACAGGUUCCUUCGCCAAAGAACAUCCACCAUUUCCAAUCCAGCAUCCUUCACGAACUCAUCGCCUCCCUGUGUCAUUUUUAAUCUCUUGCUCAUCCUUGAACCGCCAGCAUGGGGUCCGAUCCGCAGUAUAUCAAGUACCCCGAUCUCGCCCUCGCCCAACAUGUCUUCAAUCUCUCCAACCCAGCAUGCCCCCAGACAGUGCGACAGACGUCAUUGAAGAAGCUACAAGAUGCCAUCACAGAGAAGAAAAUGGCUCCGUUUUACCGGCAUCUUGCUCAUCCCGUCGAAGGCAUCUUGAACCACUCUGGCGAGGGCGUUGCGCAACACCCAAGCAAGUCCUCAAUCACGUCGAACCUGCUCGCCUCGCGGAAGUCGUCUCACAAAGUAGAUUUCCCGUGGGAUGAAUCCUUGUAUCAGUCCCUGGUCGAAGAUAACCGGAAAGAGCUGGAGGGGUUCCAGAAAGAGGAGGAUGAGGCGGAAGAAGCUGCCGGAGAGACAGAGGUGCUCGCCGCUCGGGGAAAACGUGCCGAAUUCUGGGCACGGGUGGGAGAUAAGGACAAAGCUAUCGAGUCUCACGAAACCCUCCUUGAGAAAACGACAUUCCUCGGCACGAAGAUUGAUUUGAUGCUCGCUAUGAUCCGGAUCGGCCUCUUCUUUGGAGAUCCUUUGUCCGUCAAGAAGAACAUUGAGAGAGCCAAUACUCUCAUCGAGAGCGGCGGUGACUGGGAUCGUCGGAAUCGUUUGAAGGCAUACAAGGGUCUACACCUCCUCACCAUCCGAUCCUACAACGAAGCUGCGCCUCUUCUGCUUGACAGCUUAUCCACUUUCACGAGCUACGAACUCUGCAGUUACUCCGCCCUUGUUAUCUACUCAGUUCUGGCUGGCUCUCUUUCCUUGAAACGAGUCGACUUCAAGGCCAAGGUUGUGGACGCUCCCGAGAUCAAGGCUAUCCUUGGAUCUGGGGAGGAUCGGUUGGCUGCCCUGACCGGUGAGACAUCGGCUGGGCCUGGCGCCCAAGAUGAGGAGAUGAAGGAUGCCACAGUUUCGCGGAUCACACCGGGUACCGCGACGACCGCAGUCAACCUAACCGCCCUGGGCGGCGGCUCUGGCGUCCAAGCCGAGGCUGAAACUCCCGUCGACUUCACACCUCUGGCUCACCUGGUCGACAGUUUAUACACCGGCAACUACCGGUCAUUCUUCGUGUCCUUGGCGGCGGUGGAGGACAACUUCCUUACCCAGGAUCGCUACUUGUAUGAACACCGUGCCUGGUUUGUACGGGAGAUGAGAUUGCGUGCAUACCAGCAGCUGCUUCAGAGCUACCGCGUGGUGGGAUUGAACAGCAUGGCGAGCGACUUCGGUGUGACGGUAGACUUCUUAGAUCGGGAUCUUGCCAAGUUCAUCGCAAGCAACCGUAUCGCAUGUACCAUUGACCGGGUCAAUGGGAUCAUCGAAACGAACCGACCGGAUGACAAGAACAAACAGUAUGCCGAUGUGGUCAAGCACGGUGAUGCUCUGAUCACCAAGUUGCAGAAGUAUGGCCAGGCCGUGCGGUUGAGGGGAAGCGAACGCAGCUAGAUCGUUGUUGUGGCCCGAUUUGAAUGCCAAGUGGUUCAGGACUAUGUAGAUGAGAGGAUCCAGUGAUUUAUUUAUAUCAUCCAUUUCCCACCGAGUUGACCAUCCGACCAUGAUAGAACCAAAGCAAGCGAGGCUAGUGUAUCAUAAUGUUAAUGACGCAAAAGAACAU